Molecule: messenger RNA, 2436 nt
Organism: Brassicogethes aeneus
Lineage: Eukaryota; Metazoa; Arthropoda; Insecta; Coleoptera; Nitidulidae
Source: the annotation of a GenBank genome assembly
GUCGCAGUCGAGAUUCUGGACCAACACACAGUGUUUCAUCUGAAGGUGUGUCGAUUGAAAAACCGCAAGUGUUUCACUGGGGCACAAAAUGAUCCGAAAAACUUCUCUGGCGGGGUAAAAACUGUAACAGUUCGACACGAGUGAGUUUGACCGUUAAAAAUGUGAUUUUUGGUCUAAAGUUUUUCGUUCGAUGGAGCAUGGAGCAGCAACUUCUAAAUAAAACAGUAACACAAAAUAGUUUUAAUUUGCAAAGUUUUAACGCAACUUUAACGAGAAAUGAGGUAACCACCAUACCGAGUGUUGGCAAUGUAACGCAAAAGUCAAUUAAAGAGUUAAUCUACAAUGGGACAGGAUUUUUUAUUGAGGAUGAAGGGGACACCUCUGGAAGCUUAAAUGAUAUACAAACACUUUUUUUGGCAUGUUUCGCCACUUUAUUACCUUUGGUUUUAAUUUUACUCGCCGCUUUUGGUAUAAGAAUACUGUGGACGAAAUAUAAGCGACGCAAAGAGAACGCUCAGUAUGAUGGAAUACUUCCAAGGGAUCAAACCAGCGAUUCGAUCAACAGACCUCUGCAUUCGCAUUUGCUUAACGACAAGGAAUGCGGUGAAACAGUUUUACCCAUAAGUAAUGAUGAAGUGGAAAUUUGUGAAAAUGUACCCUAUAGAAGUAACAACCACUCCAACACCAAUGGCAGCAUUAUCACAAUGACCUUGAAAAACAACCAUUUGAUUGUGGAAACAGAGGAGAGAAAUGAUAUCGAAGAAGACAGUAGGGAGACUACCAUGAAGUACUCUCCGAGCGCUAAAGAUGGAGUCUUCGUCGUUGAAGUCCAGCAAGGGGUCCGCCGAAGUCCAUCAUCGACAAAAAACGAAGUCUCAACGUUGAGCGCCUUGGUGCACAGUCCUCCGGAAAGAUUCUCGGAAAGCAACUCAAGUCCAAAACUGACAAAAACUGGACUUGCAACCAGCGAUUCCAGCCUCAGCGGCAACAGGCAGUCGUACUGUUACACGAAUCAAGAGUGCUAUCAAAGCGGUAAUUACGGUUACACCAAUUACGUGUACGAGGAGUCCAAAGUGAGGCCUCUAGAUGACGACACGAAGCCCAAAAUAACGGCGGCCGUCUACAAGAAAAAUUUUUCCGACAGGAUGAACAGCGAAGCUUCUAUGGACUUUGAUAACAAGCCGUACGAGGUGGAAAUUUUCGAUGAAAGAAAUUAAUUAGGGGUGUUAUUGUAAAUAUAAACUGUAAUAUGUUGUUAUAUUUUAUGAUGAUUUUUUGGAGGUAUGUUUAUGUACACAAAAUUUCGUUAAAAUCGCAUCAAAAUCGCCAAAGAUAGAAUUUUGACAUUUUGGCGCCCACCUUUUUUUUUUGAAAAAUCGCCAUAACUUCAACAAUUUUGACGCGAUUAUCACGAAAUUUUGAGGGUAUACUAAACAAAACACGCUCUUUCAAAAAAUCUUGACAGUUUUUGUGUAAAACAAAACGCAAUCGAAUUCGACCGGUUCGAUUUCUCUCUUGUAUGUGUAUUUAUUUUCUUGCGUACUCAUAGGGCCUUCAUAGUGUGUGUAUAGCCAAAAAUAUUUGGCAGGUCAUAAAACCAGUUUUCGUUGCAGCACGCAAGUUUAAAGACCUUUAGGUCAUUGAAACUAGCCGAAAAUUUCUUCGCACGAAAUUGUUUUGAACGGACCCCCAAAAAAUUCACUACUAUAGAGAUAAAAUAGCAAUCUUGGAGGGAUUUUUUUUGGAGUUAACAUUCAACUUAAAAAUCUCGCUUUCGGUGUACAAAAUAGCAUUAAAUGAUAUUAAAAAUUGUACAUAGACCUUAAAAGCACUCAUUAAUGCAUUUCUUUGCACAAAAUAACUCUAAAAUAGGGAAAAUUAAAGUAAGGGAAAAUUUUAUUGUAUUUUUGUAUAUUUUUGUUUGUUUCUUUGUUACUAUAGUGGAGCAAAGCAAUAAUAUUAAUAAUAUGUUUUAUCCCCUGUAUAUUUUACAAAAAGUGAGAUGGUAUUAUUAAUUCCUAAAUAAUAUUUGUUUAAUAUACUACCGUCCGUUAAAAAAUACUCAAUGCUCUUUGUUAUACGGGGUGUAAGAAAAUGAUGGGCGAAAAGUUGCUGUUUAUUUUCAAAAGCCCUGUAUUGUUGAUGAUUUUAAAUUAUAAAACAAACAACUUUAAAUUUUGUUGAUUAUAUUAUAAGUACGUAUAGGUAUAAGUAAGGGAUGAAAUUUUAACUUUUAACAACGAUCGAUGGUUUAAUAAUUUUUAAUCAAAAAGGUGCCAAAUAUUCAUUAGAGUUAAAAAAUUUUAACAUUUUGUAGGAAAGAAAUAAUUUCUUUAUCAUUAUUAAUUAAUAGACAACUCGUGAUAAAUUUUAUAAAAAUAACAAAAAGCAUAGGUUUAAAGAUAUAUCUAUAGAUUAUUGUGAAACCAAAUAAAC